UAGAUGCAUAUUUAUAUCUCUUAGAUCAUAGAGAACUUACCUAGCUCCAGAAGCAAUAAUGGGUUCUAAACAAAUGACCCAAACAAUCUUUGAAUACAAGCUAAAGAGCCGCAACCCAAAAACACCACACUUCUAUGCAACCAUAUUUGUUGGGGUCCUCAUUUUCACUUUUGUUGAGAGCAUGUACUCAAAUUCCAAGAUCCAUUACUUCAACCUCAAAAGUCAUGUUACUGACACAGCACCACAAUUUGGAUAUUCCGAGAACAACGUUGUGAUGGCAGAAGAACAGAAAUCUGAAGAAGCAGAAAACUAUGACCCUCUGAUUCCCCCUGACAAUGUUUCAAGAGAUGAAAGGAUUGAAUGGUUCAGAAGACAGCUCCCUGAGAUAGAGGUUCUAAAGUCAACAACAUUAUCACAACAAUUUCAUAGCAGAGUCUUCAAUUUCCUCAACAAAGGUUGUUCAGUGUUGCACCACAUCAUAUGGAUGUCCCCAGCAAGAUCCUUUGGCAAGAGAGAGUUUCUCACACUGGACUCAUUCUUUAAGGCCAAUCCGGAUGGAUGCUUGCUUAUUGUGUCCCGGUCCAUGGACUCGCCAUGUGGAUACGCAAUCUUGAAGCCACUGCUUGACCGGGGGUUCAAAAUCCAGGCCGUGACGCCGGAUUUGCCUUUUUUGGUUAAGGACACGCCGGCUAAGCCGUGGCUUGAACAGAUCAAUAGUGGCACUAAAGAUCCAGGAUAUGUACCAUUGUCCAAUAAUUUGUCCAAUCUUAUCAGAUUAACAAUUUUAUACAAAUAUGGAGGAGUGUAUAUGGACACUGACAUUAUAGUACUAAGAGAUUUCUCUAAUUUGAGGAACACAAUUGGUGCACAAAGUUUAGACCCUGUGACUAGACAUUGGGUCAUAUUAAAUAAUGGAGUUAUGAUUUUUGACAUUAACCAUCCAAUUUUGUUGGAGUUUAUGCAGGAGUUUGCAACAACUUUCAAUGGGAAUAAAUGGGGAUAUAAUGGGCCUCAAUUGGUUCAGAGGGUUAUAGAAAGAAUGGGAGGAAUUGAAGGGUUUAAUCUUACAAUUUUGCCUCCUAGGGCAUUCUAUCCUGUGGAUAGGGUUAGGGCUUGGAGGUUUUUGAAGAAGCCACAAGAUGAAUCCGAAUCAAGGUGGGUGGAAAAUCAACUGAAUGAUUUGUCUGGUAGAGAGAUCUACAGUGUGCAUUUGUGGAACAAGAGAACAAAAGAUUUGGAGAUUGAAGAGGGAAGUGUUGUGGCUAAAUUGAUUUCGAAUCACUGUGUUGUUUGUGAUGGGAUUAUGAAAGCUUAGAAAAAAGGCAAAAUUACUUGUAAUGUUUGAGAAUUCACAAAGCAUUAUCAAUGGGAUCAGUGAGAAGAUAUCGCAAAUCUUAUGAUUUUGAUAUUUGUUUCAAAGGGAUACUAUAUAAAUCAUGAAACAUGUAAAAGCAUUAUGUCUUAGGAGGACUUUAUAGAUUUUAAGAAUCUGAUAUAGUUUUGUCUAUUAAUCUAAAUAAAUUCUAUUAAGACUUUCAUCUAUUGUAUAAAAUUAAAAGAAAAGUAGCAAUCUUUAUAUAUGCAGAAUCUA
Molecule: messenger RNA, 1591 nt
Organism: Arachis duranensis
Lineage: Eukaryota; Viridiplantae; Streptophyta; Magnoliopsida; Fabales; Fabaceae
Exons: 1
Coding region: 59-1315 (418 amino acids)
Source: RefSeq, a predicted model, not a curated record